AUGAGCAGAGUUUGCCACCACCUCGGAUUCCUGCUCCUGGCUGAAGCGGUUCUCUGUACUGCUGCCAUAUGGUUUCAAGAUGUGCUGAACCAAGAAAGAACUUCUCCGGUUACAUCCUAUAAGAAGCUACAUGGCUGGUCUAGUGAUCAAAAUGAAUGGAAUGAAAAACUUUAUCCUUUCUGGGAAGAAGGAGAUCCCAGAUGGAAGGACUGCUGGAAAGGAGGAAAGGUGACAGCCAAGUUGGUCACUGAUAGCCCAGCUCUGGUAGGAUCCAACGUGACCUUUGUUGUGACUCUGCAGUUUCCCAAGUGCCAGAGAGAAGAUAAUGAUGGCAACAUAAUAUACGAGAGAAAUUGUACCCAGGAUACUCCAGCUUUGCAGGAUCAGUAUGUGUACAACUGGACUAAAUGGAUCAACAGCUGUGGCUGGGAAAACUGCACAAGAAACCAGAGCCAUAACGUAUUCCCAGACGGGAGACCUUUCCCUCAUCAUCCUGACUGGAAGAGGAGGAACUUUGUCUAUCUGUUUCAUACAUUUGGUCAGUACUACCAAAAAACUGGACGCUUUUCAACAACUGUUUCAGUCAACACAGCAAAUAUCACUCUUGGCAAACACGUAAUGGAGGUAUCCAUUUACAGAAGAGGGCACUCAACGCAUGUUCCAAUUGCAAGAGCAAGUAGCAUUUAUGUUGUAACAGACAAAAUUCCAUUAUUUGUGAACAUGUCCCAGAAAAAUGACCGCAACAUCUCAGACUCUAUUUUUAUCAAAGACUCACCAAUCACAUUUGAUGUGAAGAUCCAUGAUCCCAGUUCCUAUCUUAAUAAUUCUGUCAUCUCCUACAAGUGGGACUUUGGAGAUGGAAGCGGCUUAUUUGUAUCAAGCAGCUCCAUUACCCUUCACACUUAUGCUCUACAAGGAAACUUCUCUCUGAAUUUAACUGUCCAAGCUAUUAUACCUGUGCCUUGCAAGCCAGUAACACCCACUCCUCCACUGCCAACCUCAGCAGAGCUUGUUCUAAGCUUAACUAUUGAACUAUCUUCUAAUCCAGACUCUUCCACCACUGUCAAGACAACGGAAGACAAUCCUGAUGAAGGCUGCCAUAUUUACAGAUACGGAUAUUACAGAACCAAUAUCUCUAUUGUAGAGGGAAUCCUUGAGGUAAAUAUCAUUCAGAUGACAAACAUCCAGAUGACAGAAAGUCAAGCUGAAAACUCACUGGUUGACUUUGUUGUUACCUGCCAAGGGAGCCUUCCUACGGAUGUUUGUACAGUAGUUUCUGAUCCUACAUGCCAGAUGUCUCAGAGUGUGGUAUGUGACCCCAUCCCCAUCACUGACAAAUGCCUUCUCACCAUACGGAGAGCUUUUGAUGAACCUGGAACAUACUGUAUAAAUAUCACCUUGGGAGAUGAUACAAGUCAAGCCCUUGCAAGUGCACUUAUAUCUGUAAACGGAGGAUCAUCCUCAGGAGCAACAGAAGGCAUCUUUAUCUUCCUUGGUUUGCUGGCAGUGUUUGUCAUCAUUGUGGCUUUUGUCCUUUACAAGAGAUACAAACAAUACAAACCUAUUGAGAGAAGUCCAGGACGAGCAGAGAAUCAGGAGGGAUUUAAUGCUUACUUCAGCAAUUUCAAAGCCAUUUUCUUCUCUACAAGCAACGAGAAAGAUCCUCUGCUGAAAAGCAAGCCAGGCAUUGUUUAAAUCUUUAGUCUAAUAUUUACUAUAAGAUUAAGUACAGGAUUCAUAUCUGAACUGUACUUUGGGGUUUUUUUUUCUUAUUAAAACAAGGGGGUAAGGUGAAAACACAUAUAGAUUGGUUGAUAAUUUGGGGGCUUGGUGCAAUUAGAAAUAUGAAGUAGUCCUUCUUAGAAAAGAGUGAGGUAGUUCUGAGCACCUGUCGUUCUUGCUUGUGAUCUAGGAUACACUCUACUGAAUAAUUAAAACUCCCAUUCUUAUCUGAGUUUUCUUAACUCUAGGCUAAUUACUUGUAAAAUUAAUCAGCUCUGUAACCCAGAGGAAAAAAAGAUUAGGGUUUUUGUUGUUGCUUUUUUUUAACUUGUAAAUAUUAAGUCUUAAAUAUACAGUCCAGUGUAGCUGCUUACUGCUCUGGCAGGACACAUGCCUUUGCUAGGAAGAAAGAUAUGGGGGGAAGGCACAGAUUAUGUCUGUGGAAUGAAACAUUGCCAUGAUAUAUUUCUAGGCAUUGGCACUCAACCACUUAAACUACUACAGUUAGGAAGGUCCUAACACAGUCUUCCCCCAGGCCAGCUAGCUCCCCACAUGAAGCAACUCCCAAAUUGGGAACUACUAGAGGUGCUAUUCCCAAUAGGCAGUUUGGCAGCAGCCACACAGCUUUGCAGGGUGAUGGAGUAUAACAGUAUGGAUGUAACUCAUUACAUGGCAGUCGGCCUCAGCGCCAGAACACUGGUCUGGACACCUUUAGUUUGGACUGCAGACGUUGCUAUGGGGAGCAAUGUACGAGCCUCAUUAUAAUCUGGAUCACAGACACCGGAACAACAGACUGACAAGAUCCACCAAAGUGGCGCUCUCCAGCCUAAAAUUUUAGUCCCACAUAAAAUUUUUAGAUAUGAUUGCUUAUGGUGACUUUGUUUCCUGUUGUUUCCACUGGACAGGAGACACUGGAUUGGCACCAGAACUUCCCAGAGGGCAAAUAUAUAUUCCAGGGACAAGGGUAAGCAGAAUAAGAGUCCCAACAGAAAAGUGUUAGCAUUUGACUCCCAGAGCACAGUGUGUUUUUUCCCUUCUCUUGCCAUUCAUCUCAUUUUGUAAAGAGACACCGUUUUCUGCCUGUUCCUCCAGCCCCUCUCACUUUGACUGCUUACUCAAAUAAACGAAAGUCCCAUGGUAAAUAAA
Messenger RNA from Rhea pennata, 2868 nucleotides. It is a transcript of the gene GPNMB, whose product is annotated as glycoprotein nmb. Gene Ontology annotation, biological process: cell adhesion. The coding region runs from base 1 to 1695 and encodes 564 amino acids. The record is from RefSeq and is a predicted model, not a curated record. Gene Ontology annotation, molecular function: integrin binding. Gene Ontology annotation, cellular component: plasma membrane. NCBI's taxonomy places the organism in Eukaryota, Metazoa, Chordata, Aves, Rheiformes, Rheidae. The transcript has 12 exons.